This is a messenger RNA of Ogataea philodendri, 1551 nucleotides long. RefSeq lists its product as uncharacterized. The coding region runs from base 1 to 1551 and encodes 516 amino acids. Gene Ontology annotation, molecular function: uroporphyrin-III C-methyltransferase activity. Gene Ontology annotation, biological process: siroheme biosynthetic process; sulfate assimilation. NCBI's taxonomy places the organism in Eukaryota, Fungi, Ascomycota, Pichiomycetes, Pichiales, Pichiaceae. The record is from RefSeq and is a predicted model, not a curated record. The transcript has a single exon.
AUGAAGUUCCUCUGUGCACACGAGUGUUCGGGCGAACACCAUCUGAUCAUCGACGACGCCGAGAACCUGUCGCGUGUGGUGAUCAACCGCAUCAGCAACAUCAUCGACUCCGGCGCCAAACCGAUCCUCAUCAACAAGAACCUGGCUGUGCAGGCCAUGAACAGUGCGCUCUUCAACCAGCAGGAGUUGGAGAUUGUUCAGAAGGAGGUCGAGCUCGGCGAUCUGGAGACGUUUGGUCGGUGCGACGUGGACAACGUUGUUGACCGGGUGUUUGUGACGAUGCGCAGCGACGGGCCAAUCAAGACCCAGUUAUAUGAGCGGUGUAAGCGACUGCGGAUUCCCAUCAACACCACCAACUCGUCUGAGUUGUCGACUUUCUCGAUGCUGUCGACGUACAAGAAGGGAGACUUCCAAAUGGGCGUCACCACGACUCACCAGAGCUGCAAGCUGGCCAACAGAAUCAAAAGAGAAAUUGUGCAAAAACUGCCCGAGAACUUGGACCAGAUCAUCUACAACAUUGGCCAAUUGAAACGCAGCAUCCAGUUCCGAGACAGCGAGGACGAGGACAUUCUGGACGACAUCAAGGACGUGAAGCGGCCCAGAUGGCUCUCGCAGAUCAUCGAGUACUACCCGUUGUCGAAAUUGGCCGACAUUUCUGUUUCCGACCUGACAGACGCAUACUCCAACAGUCCUGUGGUUUCGUCCCGGGACGGGGCCAAACACGGCCGGAUCUCGCUGAUCGGGUCUGGUCCGGGCUCGCUCUCGAUGCUGACCGUGGGGGCACUGCACGAGAUCUACAACGCCGAUUUGGUGCUGGCAGACAAGCUUGUUCCGCAGCAGAUCUUGGACAUUAUUCCGAAAAAGACAGAGGUGUUCAUUGCGCGCAAAUUCCCUGGCAAUGCCGAGAACGCUCAGCAGGAGCUGCUCAACAUUGGACUACAGAACCUGCAACAGGGCAAACAGAUUGUGCGCCUGAAGCAAGGAGACCCUUACAUUUUUGGCCGCGGCGGCGAGGAGUACGGGUUUUUUGCCAAGCACGGCUAUAAACCGGUGGUGAUGCCAGGACUCACGUCUGCGCUGGUGGCUCCGGUGGUGGCCACGGUGCCCACCACGCACAGAGACGUGGCGGACCAGGUGCUGGUGUGCACGGGCACGGGCAAGAAGGGCAAGAUGCCGGAUCUGCCACCGUUCCAGGCCAACAGAACCGUGGUGUUCCUGAUGUCUCUGGGCAAGAUGGUGGACAUCCUGCCGCUGUUGUACGAGCGCGAGUGGCCGCACGAGCUGCCCGUGUGUGUCGUUGAGCGGGCCUCGUGUCCGGACCAGCGGAUCAUCCGCACAAGACUCGGCGACCUGAUCGAGGUGCUCAAGGCUGUGGAGAGCCGGCCACCAGGACUGCUGGUUACCGGGUACUCGUGCGAGGUGCUGUGCCAAUUGCAACCGGGCCAGAAAUACCGCAUCGAAGAAGGCUACCACGAAACACACGGAACAAACGUCAGCACGGCAAUCACAGGAAUGAUCGGAGCUCUGGGCAAGGAAAAAUUGACAGCCUGA